Pseudozyma flocculosa PF-1 is the source of this 2142-nucleotide messenger RNA. RefSeq lists its product as uncharacterized. The record is from RefSeq and is a predicted model, not a curated record. NCBI's taxonomy places the organism in Eukaryota, Fungi, Basidiomycota, Ustilaginomycetes, Ustilaginales, Ustilaginaceae. The coding region runs from base 1 to 2142 and encodes 713 amino acids. The transcript is spliced from 2 exons. Gene Ontology annotation, molecular function: DNA binding.
AUGGCCGGCGACUUGCUCGACGACGAGCUCCUCGCCCUCGCUGGCGGCUCUGACGUCGACAGCCGCCCGCGCAAGUCUGGCCUCGCCUCGUCGGCCUCGUCUUCGCCGCCGCCCCAUCACGCCGCCUCGAACGCGGCCGAAGGCAACGGCACCUCGACCGCCACCGCUGCAGGCGGUGAUGCCGACGCCGAUGCCGACAGCGCCACGCCCGGUGCCGCCGCUGCCGCUGCCCGGAAGCGCUCCUCGGCAGCCUCGGCGUCCAUCUCCAAGCGACGCCGCAUCGACCUUCUCGACGAGAGCGACUCGGACAUGGACGCUUCCGGCUCCGAAGACGACGACGCACCGCCGCCUGCAGCCUCGGCAGCGGCGAGCAGAAAGUCCAAGGCCAAGACGACGUCCCUCCGCCGCGGCGGGAGGCGCAACGACGACGACGACGACGACGACGAUGCAGACGACGAUGGCGGCGAGAACGCCAACCCGUUCCCCUACCUGGGCCUCUACAAGGACUCGCGCGACUACGAGGAGCUCAUGGCCAUGAACGAGCUGGCCAGGGAAGAGGUCCUCUCGGAGCGAAAGUCGCAGAUCGACAAGCGCAAGCGCAACCUCCAGCUCCGCGACAUUCUCCGCCAGCAGCGCGCCGCCGCCGACGCCACCCGCAAAAAGGGGACGGCGCCGGCGCGGAAGAGGAAGAACAGCAGCGACCUCGACGUCAGCGAGUCGGACGACGACGCCCAGGGCGAGAGCGACCGCGACGGCGAGGGCUCCGACUACGAAGCUGCCGGUAGCCGCAGCCUGUCGAUCGGCGGUGCCGCGUCAGCCGCCAAGAGCCGCAAAAAGAAGGCCGUCGGCGCCACCGAGACCAAGACGGCCAAGCUGAGCGAGCUGCGCAAGCGGCGCAAGGAAAAGGCCAGCGGCGCCGCCGUCCGCAAGCACGACAGCGACGACGACGCGGCCGGAGGACGUCGCGGCAAGGGCGGCCGCAGCUACCAGAGCAGCAGCGACGGCGGCAGCGAGAGCGAGAGCGCCGACGACUACGACGACGACGACGCCUACGGAGCCUCGUCGCGCAGGAAGGGUGCCGCCACCAAGGGUGGCCGCACGUUGGGCGGCGCGAGGGACCGCCACCGCGACGACGAGCGCGACGGCGGUGCGUCGUCGCGCGAGCCGCCGAGCCUGGCCGACCUCAACAGCUGCCGCAUCAGCCGCGACCUCAUCGAGCAGAAGCUGUACGCUCCGAGGUGGCGCGAGACGUUCAAAGGAGCGUUUAUCCGUUUCUCUUGGGGCCAGAGGGAUCGAGAGGACGGAAUGGGCAAGGAGGAGAUCUACCGUGUCCAUCAGGUGCUCGACGUCAUCGAGAAGCCGAGGCGGUUCUAUGACCUGUCGAUGACGGCGUCGGGCCGGUGGUGCAACGUUUACCUGGUGUUUGAGCACCUUGGCAAGGAGUACGAGGCGUCGCUGGUGUCGCUGUCGCGCUCGCCGUUUACCGAGUCGGAGCGGGAGCGGUGGAUCCGCGCCGUGUCGUCGCAGCCCAAGGCCAAGCUGCCGCGCAAGCGCGAGCUCGAGGACAAGGCCGAGGAGCUCGACGACUUUUUCAACCGGACGCUGACCGAGGCCGACAUUGGGCGCAUCCUGGACAUCAAGAAAAAGGUGCGGGCGCAGGCCAAAGAGGUCGGGUUCGUCGACGGCCAGUCGUCGAGGAACGGCAGCGGUGGCAGCGGCGGUGGUGCAGGUGGGCCCAACAGCGGCGGCAACGGCAGGAGUGGGCGGGGCGAGGGCAAGUACGACGAGCACGUCAUGGCGGCCAUGAACGACCGCAACCGCAAGGCGGACCGCGAGAGGAUCGUCGAAGCCGAGCGCAAGGCGGCGCGCGCGAAGCGCGAUGCGCUCAAGCUCUCUGCCAGCAUGGCGGGAGAUGCGACGCCGACGGGCGCUCCGGGGACGGGUACGUCUACGCCCAUCCCUGCCGCAGCGCUGCCCAGCUUGACGGGCGUUCAGGCUCAGUCGGCGGCGGCAACGCCCACCGACGGCGGCGGUACGCCCACGGCCGGAGGCGUUGCGACGACGACGACGCCCGUCUCGACUGCGGGCAACGGCGCAGCCAAGGUGGCGCUCAAGAUUGAGGUGGAUCUGGGCGACUUUUGA